AGUACGCCACCAACUUUGCUGGCUGACAGACGUUCUAUUCCUACUCUCUCUGUCUCGAAGCGAUAGUCUCUCCCCCAAAAAAAGAGAGAUCCCGAAGAAAUAGUAAAAAAAAAAUUGUCGACAGAGUUUCUUGUCAAUCUUCAGAGGAACACAAUAUUCUUGAGUUCUUUUUUUUUCCAAGUUCCCCAAUCGGAAUUGGAGUUUUAAUCGGUGUCGUGUGAGAAAAUUUUCAUGAUCGAUUGACUUUCAAAGUGAAACAACUUUUUUUUUACCCCAAAAUCAAAUUUGUGUCGAAGAAAAAAAAAAACAAAUAUUUAAUGGUGUAUUUUGGAAUAUCAGUGAGAAGAAUGAAAUAAACAGAAAAAGUGAUUUCUAACAAAUAACUUUAAUUUUUGGGGGAAAGAAGCAUUUGAAAAAAACCCUCUAUUUAAAAUCAAUCGGAUGCACGGUGCACGUAAACUUCUUAUCGCGAUACAAGCUUAAGAAGGUUCUUUUUACAGGGGAUUACAGCGUAACAAAGGUAUACAAAUUGAUAGUGGAGUGAUUUGUAUCUCUUUUUUUUUUGGUGCCAUCAAAGUGAUGUUCAUCCCCCAUAAAUCAGUGUCUUACUAAAUUUUUAUUGGAAGGAUUAUAUUUUUAAAUCGCCACUGUGCAUUUUUUUGUGUUAUUGUGGAUUUUAUUGUGGGUAUUCCCUUGAAAGAGAUAAAUGAAGAAUCUCCCUAUGAUUAAAAGCUACACCUGAAAAGGAGCGCCAAAGUGAAUUUUAAAUCAAUUGCGAUAAAUCGUUUUGUUGUGGAAUUAAAAGAGCUUCAUCUUCGUAUCGACAUUAUCCCUCUUUUUUACUAAAAAAAAAAGGGAGAACUGAAGAAAAAAGUGAAGAACGAUUUAUAUAAAGAUAAUUUAGCAACACAAAAUGACAUCAACUUCCCUUCCGGCGUGAGGAAUCUGCGGUGAGGGAGACUCUCUAGCGAAGCACACUGCACUUCCAUGGAUUCAAUUUAUAGAAUCACCAUGGACAUACGGCACAGUCAGAUAUUUCUCCUGAUGCUCCUAAACAUCUUGCUAAUGGUCUCAACGGUUGCCACGAGAAAGAUUCCAGCAUCAGAUGCUGAGACUAUUUCUAUCAAUUUGGGACACAAAAGGCUAUUUCGAGAAACUGUACCAGUCUUUUCGAGAGUUGUACUUAAAUGCAGCUACGAUGAUCCAUUGUGGCUGAAAAAUGCAUCACCACUUGAACUGAACUCCAAACAGACUAAAAUAAUCAAAUUUGAGAGAAUCCGAAAGGCAGACGCAGGAAUUUAUGCUUGUCAUUCCACAGAGGGUGAAUGGUCAAAUCUGACACUAAGUGUAGACAACAGAUCACGAUCACCACCCGAAGAUGAUACAAAUUUUACAGGGAAUCUGGAGAUUCAAUCUCAAGUGGCAGAAGAUGACUUUGCCGAUGAUAUUGACGGUGAUGAAUACUUUGAAAAACAGUAUCAAACUACAAAAGAGAAUCUCAGAGAACCUACUGACCCAUCAACAAGAUCUCCCGAUAGUGAUCGGGAUAACACAUUAACUAAACUUGAGGCUCCUUAUUUUACCAAAGUCAGCACCCUUCCGCGAUUUCUAGCACGUCCGUCGGGAAAUAUGGUGAAACUGAAAUGUACAGCUGGAGGAAAUCCUGAUCCUGUGGUCACCUGGACCAAAAACGGACAACCCAUUACUCGCAAAUUCGGUCUCGUGAACUACGGAAAGAGAGCACUGACCCUUGAGGACCUUGUCCUCGAAGAUGCUGGGAACUAUACGUGUCACGUGUGCAAUAUUUUAGGAUGUGUAAACCACACAACUGACCUUCACAUCAAAGACAAAACCACUAGAUACCCCUCCCUGAGAGGCAUUGAAAUAUACUCUCAAACAGUCCAGAAAGAAACCACUCCAAGUGAUAGGAAAGUCGUUCUGGAUCAUGGUACUAACGACAUAACAGAUUCCUCACUGGAAAGUUCCGUUGUAGCAAAUCCCGCAAAUAAAACUAAGAAUACGGUAUUUAGUGCACCAGUAUUCACUAGAAGGGACAAGAUGAAUUUGCUAACUUCUGUGCCGACAGGCCAUUCCACCACAUUCAGAUGUCCAGCUUCAGGAAAUCCACCGCCUACAAUCACUUGGACAAAAAAUAAUGGAACCAUAACUCGACAUCUAGGUGAUAUUAGGUAUAUUAAAAUGGGGAUAAUGAUGGAUUCUGUAACUCCAAGUGACUCAGGAAACUACACCUGCCACGUCUGCAACGUUGUAGGCUGUAUAAAUUUCACUUACAAUUACAUAGUAAUAGAUCGUUAUCCUUCACAACCGAUCAUAUCGAAUCCUCCCCAAAAUCAAACUGCAGUUGUGAACAGAACCGUUACAUUCUCAUGUGUAACUUUGAGUGACCUUGGAGUCCAUAUAGAAUGGUAUAAAUUCCGAUCAAAGAUCAUUAAUGGAAGUGAUCUUCCAGAACAUGCCAAAUUGAAGACGGAUCCUGACACACCUGGGAUUCUGAAGUUUGAAAACGUUACCUACAGCGACGAAGGAUGGUACACUUGUCUUACAGCAAAUACAUUAGGUGCCACAACAGCCAGUGCAUAUUUGCAUGUAGUUGAUGAGGAGGCACCUGUGAUGACUCCUAUCAAAAACUACAGCAUCUAUACGAUUUGUGUGAUUGCCUUUUCCGUCCUCCUACUCCUAUCGUCGAUUUUGAUAGUAUGUACGUACAAGAAACUCAACAGGGAGAAGUUGAUUAUGAAACAUAGAAUGCAGACAGUUCAUCAGUGGAACAAGAAGGUGAUUGUGAUCAAACCUGCACCAGAUUCAUCAAAUCCCGAUGCAGUUAUCGUACCAAUAGUCAAAAUCGAAAAGCAACGAACAACCCAGAUGCAGAGCGCUAACAAUGAUCCACAACCAAUCUCGGAAUAUGAGUUUCCUAUGGACUCCAAUUGGGAGUUCCCUAGGAGUCAGUUGGUCUUGGGCAAAACCCUAGGUGAAGGUGCCUUUGGAAGGGUUGUUAUGGCCGAAGCCAAUAGCUUGGUUAAAAACGGGUUUGGUUCCGUCGUCGCUGUUAAAAUGGUCAAAGAGGGUCACACAGAUUCUGAUAUGGCGAGCUUAGUUCACGAAAUGGAAGUCAUGAAGAUGAUUGGAAAACACAUCAACAUCAUCAAUUUGCUAGGAUGUUGUAGUCAGGGUGGUCCCCUCUAUGUCAUCGUAGAAUACGCACCACAUGGGAAUCUUAAGGAUUUCCUGAAGAAGAACCGACCUCGAUCUGAAUUCGACAUACCCUUCAUCGCCAAGACGGAGGAAGAGGAAUACGAUCCUGACAAACUCAACCUAACCCAAAAGCAUCUCAUUUCUUUCGCAUUCCAAAUUGCGAGAGGAAUGGAGUACUUAGCCUCGAGAAGGUGCAUACAUCGGGAUCUGGCUGCCCGAAACGUUCUCGUCAGUGAUGACUACGUCAUGAAGAUUGCCGAUUUCGGUCUGGCAAGGGACAUCCAAGACACCGAUUACUACAGAAAGGCAACAAAUGGACGAUUACCGAUCAAAUGGAUGGCUCCAGAGUCCUUGACAGACAAAUUCUACGAUACCAAGAGCGAUGUGUGGUCUUAUGGGAUUCUUCUGUGGGAGAUCAUGUCCUUCGGAGAACAACCCUACCCUUCGAUUUACUCAGCCGAUGAUCUCAAUGUUUUUUUACGGUGUGAUCAUCGCUUAGACAAGCCAAAACGCUGCUCAAAUAACAUUUACAUGCUAAUGAGGCAGUGUUGGCAAUUCAAUCCACAAGAUCGACCAAAUUUCUCUCAGCUUGUCGUCGAUCUGGAUAAGAUUCUGAGUGCAACAGCCAACGAUGAAUACCUAGACUUGGGAGUACCCCUCCUAGAGACACCCCCAUCCAGUGACGACGAAGAAUCCGAUGUAGAAGCUCACAGAGAACUUCUUCACUCAAACUACUAAGUCCGAACAACUCCUGAAACAACUUAGAAGCAAUUUGCAAAGAACCAAAGGACUGAACAAAAAACUUUACAAGAAAUAACUAAAUUUUCUUUAGCAAUCAGUUCUUUCGAAAAUUGCUAAAAGAAAUAACUAAGAUUUUUUGCUUUUCUGCAGAAAAUAUCUCUGAUGUGUUUAUAUUAGGUUCUUAAGCAUAACUUGUAGCGUUUUACAUGUUUAUUUAAUCUCGGUAAGACUGUAUUUCCUAAUAACGUUGUAAAUCUAAUAAUUAUACUCUAUUGUUAGUUCAUUGACGGAAAACUUUGAGAUCAAUCCGACAAAAAAGAAAAUUAUUAAAUAAUUGUAAGUACAAAAAGGGGUCUCACAGAGUUUGUAUUUUUUUUCGAGUUUGCGAUAAGUUUGCAAAUUUCAAAUAAAACAAAAAAAACAAUAAAUAAAGAUGUAAUCAUCUAAGAUCUAAGAAAUGAUUUUAGUGUUAAAAUCAGUAUUUGAGAAUGUAGAAGAAAUCAAAUGACGACGAAGAUUGUAAAUAUAUAUAUCUUUGAAAUAUUGAAGAAUUGUAAUAAAAUUUAUAAAUUGCUAUUCAA
Phlebotomus papatasi is the source of this 4538-nucleotide messenger RNA. Its product is annotated as fibroblast growth factor receptor homolog 1-like. NCBI's taxonomy places the organism in Eukaryota, Metazoa, Arthropoda, Insecta, Diptera, Psychodidae. The coding region runs from base 988 to 3954 and encodes 988 amino acids. The record is from RefSeq and is a predicted model, not a curated record. The transcript has 10 exons. Gene Ontology annotation, cellular component: membrane; signaling receptor complex. Gene Ontology annotation, molecular function: ATP binding; fibroblast growth factor receptor activity. Gene Ontology annotation, biological process: protein phosphorylation; multicellular organism development; fibroblast growth factor receptor signaling pathway.